Molecule: messenger RNA, 7402 nt
Organism: Paramuricea clavata
Lineage: Eukaryota; Metazoa; Cnidaria; Anthozoa; Malacalcyonacea; Plexauridae
Source: the annotation of a GenBank genome assembly
UGUGAAUUUUAAUUUUCAAAAUUUGCAUUUUCGCGGUCUUCAGAAGCUUCAGGCACAAAGCGAGUUUGGCAAUAAAAAUGCGUUUCUUUUUGUCAAAUUCGAGCUUAUUGCUCUUCCUUGGCGUGUUUAUGUUAUGUCUAUCGUUUUCCUUUGCCAAUAAAGUGGACGACGAAGAGUCCUGUCGUAUGUACGCCGGCGGUCAAGUGUAUCCUCAGGAACGGAAGACAAGCGAACACGCUUUGCAUUGGAGUAAGGCACAAAGUAAGAUAAAAACAUCGCCUUUAAUUCUACCAUUAGUUACUAAAGACAAUUAUUUUGAAGGCCAGGGUAAUUUGUACAAGGGGUCUUUGUGUUUAGGUCAUUUUUACUCGUAAUGACGAAGUAAUUUCAUGUUAAAUUCGUGGGUUUCAAAAGGCUUUUGUUUGUUGUGUCUCCGUUCAGUAGUUACACGUGUAUUUAAAAAUGCAAAUUGCGGCAUGGCACGAACUUUGAAUAUUGUUAUUUUGGGGUAUUUGUGACUCCGUUUUUGCUGUAAUAGUUGUAGUUUUGUUAUAAAAUUUGUGUGGCAUCAAAUGUAGAAUGGGUUUGUUGCAAUUGCAGUAAAAUUGAGAUAUAUUAAUAUUGGCCUUGUUUAUUCAUUGAAUUUAUACAGAUACAGAUACAGAUAUUUCACAGCACACUCCCUAUCAGGGCUUUUCAGUGACUGGUUACAUUAUGAAUAGAUAGAUUGAACCGGACUGACUUGAAGCAGACCGAGGUAGCCUUUAAGCUUACAAAUGGCGCUUGAGCAGCCGCUAUUAGUCCAUACCUCAUUAAUGAUCUGCCUCCAGACCUUAUGUGCCUAACCCACCCUGUCAACUUUCCCUGUGGGAGGAAACACGGAGUACCCGGAGAAAACCCACGACUUUCGGCAGAGCGUUGACUUUUACUCUUUUUCACAUGAGGACUGGGUUCGAGUCACAUUGAGAAGUUCUCACUGAGAUUCGAACCUGCGGCCUUAGAGGUGAAAGGCAAGUGCGCUAACCACUUCGCCAAGUGCGCUAACCACAUUUAUUAACACCUUGUGAGCAGCAAUUCACCCUCAUGUGUCCCACUUUGUUCUCUUCGUCUUUUUAUGCCAAAUAGUAUUACUCAUGGGGAAACUGCUGGUAUUAAUGGUUAACCAACAUUCUUAAGCUAAUUAAUGCGAUAUAUUGAUAUUUUUUAUAUAAAAUAUCGAUUUUUCAAAAAUUUUGAUAUUCAAAUUUUUCGCAUGUUGAAAAUAUGGAAAAUUUUAACUGGACAACUGAAUCAACUUUUUUUCAGCAAUUAUUGUCCAGAAAAGUUUAGAAAUCACAUGUGUGACAGCAAUUAGCCUUAAUUCUCACGAAGGCCCAAAUCCGCCAUUUUUGGGGUACUGUCCGCCCUCAUGAAAGAUUCUAGACAAUUCAAAAAACGUGAAAAGUGACUUUUAAAAGCUGUAACUGUAAAUGUACCAUUAUACAAACAACUACAAUACUAAAAAGUUGUAUUUCGUGGUGCGGAGACUCUCAAACGUGGGGGAGGCUCAGAGGCAGUACCCCCAGGAUGGCGGAAAAAUCGGCCGUAAGAUAGGCUAAUUACGAAAUACAAGUAGCAAGCGUGUGGCCAAUUGAAAAGUGUAAAUAGAGUAAGUGUGGUCACAGAAGAUCACCACCCACACAAGCGGUAGUCGAGCGCUUGAAAACGAUAACUGUGUUAUAACUCAUAACAAUGGAAUCUGCACUAAGUCCUUGGAAUAAUAAUCUUAAUGGUGCGUAUUGGCAAAGGUUAAAAACGAAGUAUAAAAAUAUCACAGCUCAUUCAAACUCACUGUUCUGUUGCAAAGAAAAGUCUAGACAAUAUGUCGAAUCAAUGAAUAUUUCAUUGAACUUUGUUUUUUGUAUUUUUUAUGCGGUAUACUGUACAUGCAUUGCAAGUUGACUGAACUACUAGUACUGUAGUAUAUAAUGUUCUAAUUUGCAUAAUUCGAUAUACUGUAGUUGAUAUUAUCAAUAUUUUUUUUCAAUAUCAAUAUACAGUUACAUAUCGAUUUUAUUCAAUAUCGGAUCAGUCUAAAAGUAGUUAUGUCCCAAAUUACACACGCUGUCUUUAAAUAGAAAAAAAAAUGUACUUUAGUUGGAAAACGUGCUCCAUAUUGGGAAGGAACAGCAGUCGUCAAUGGGGAAUUCAAAUCAUUGAAUAUAACAGAUUUUCGUGGUAAGUAGGUUUUGUCUACUACAGUAGUCCAAAAUUUACUAUGGUAAAAACAUGUUUUUAUUUCAAAUUUAUGUUGUAAAGCCUAUUAUAUACAUAUGUAUUACAUUACAUGUACUGUACUGAGUUGAAUUCUUUACCAAAACAUUCAAAUUGUAUGUUUUUUUCAAUACUACAUAAUGAUAUGUUUCAAAAUUUAUUUCAGGAAAAUAUCUGGUGUUUUUCUUUUACCCAAUGGAUUUGUAAGUAAAAUUUGAAAUAUGCUUUAGACUGCAUUCACACUACACCAGAGUGAAAUAAUGCUGGUGUGUUCACUCUAUGCCGUUUCAGUUGUUUACAAAUUAAAUUAGCACUCAUGUAAACCCAAAAUAUUUCAAAUAGAGCAACAAAAAGCAUUUCAAUUUACUGUCUUGGGCCCUGAGAUGCUUGUUUGCAAGUGCAGGGAGUUUUCCAGGGAUUUUUUAGGCCCGAAAAACGGCCCCAAAAAUUCAAUCUUGAAUUGAGUUUUGAAACUCAAUCUUCUCACCAAAAGAUUCAGUGCUGUCAAAAUGAAGUUGUUUGAGUUAAAUUUGUGACGUGUGCAAAUUAGUUUUCAGUUGGAAACCCGACAAUCAAGAAAAAAAUGGCUGGAAUUCAUUUCACAACACAAGAAAAACAACGCAUUCGCUAUCUUUCACCAGUUUAUGGUGUCUGCUUUAACACAUUGCAUCUCAACUACACUUAUUGGGUACAGGUGUCAGCCUCCCGCAGCUACCCCAGACCCCCAGCUGUUCAGCUAAACUCAACCUUCUCUGCAAAAACGGACCCAAGAGAAAAUCCUGAAAAAAACUUGCAAGUGGUACAUGGCAUUUGUCUUCACAAGAAGCCGCCAUUUUCCAGCCAAGUGCUCCGUUUUCAACUUGCUCUGUUUAAAAACUCAAAUGCUCAAAUUGUUACGGCAAAAGUAACAUUUUCAAACAAUUUUGUGUAUGUGACAGCAUAUUGUGCAUGUGACAAUUAAUUGUGACUUUUCUGUCCAGUGAACAAACAAGUAUACUGUAUUACUUAUUUUAUUGUAGCACAUUUGUAUGCCCCACAGAAAUCAUCGCUUUCAGCAACAGAAUAGAAGAAUUCCGUAAAAUUAACACUGAAGUUGUCGCUUGCUCGGUGGAUUCUGUCUUCACGCAUUUGGCAUGGUAGGUUAUGGUGGAGUCUCUACUAGCCUUACAUAUAGGCAUUUAUUAGAGAGUACCAUUGAACUAUAAAUAAACUGGAAGGCUAACUCAGGGGGGGAAAUUGAAGCCAGUGCAUUUUAGUUUUUCUGAGUUAUGAGCAGAAAUACUCAACACUGAACGUUGGGCUAUAUAUCAAAUUGAAGCUAUUGAAAAACUCUAUUUGGUGUAGAAAUUUCAAGACUUUAGCUAAAAGGGAAAUAUUGAAAAAUUACAAACAUAAUUACCGAAAAUUUGCCGUUUUGCAGUUGUUUUUGUAUUUUUUAAAGAUUUUUCUUUUCGCUGAAGUCUUGAAAUUUCCACACCUAAUAGCAAUUUUCAAUAGCUUCAAUUUGAUAUAUAGCCCGACGUUUGGGGUCAAGUAUUUCUGCUCAUAACUCAGAAAAACUAUUUUGGCUUCAUCAAAUCAUAGGCCUUCAUCAUAGCAGUUAGCCUUCCAGUUUAUUUAUAGUUCAAUGGAGAGUACUUACUGUACAUUAGAUCAUUUAUGGUAAUCAACUUUCUUUUGUAUUUUUUUUUGGCAACCUUAUAUAGGAUAAACACACCAAGAAAAGAUGGUGGCCUUGGCAAACUAUCUUACCCUCUGCUUUCUGAUUUGAACCAUCAAAUUGCCAAAGAUUACGGAGUUUUGUUGGAAAAUGAAGGACACACUUUGAGGUACAUGUGCCCUACAAUCUAAACUGCCAUAAUUUAUAUCAGGGGCAGAUCUAGACAGAGAUCCCCAGAGAAGUCCAGCACCGCCCUAAAAAAAUCAUGCUUCAUCAUACAUUUUCUGCUUAUUGAAUAAUGAUUAGCGGAACGUCUACUGUUGGCACGUUUCGAUUUCUUGGAACGAUGUAAUUGAAUUGUGAGCUCACAAGAAAACACUCAGAAUGAUUUAAUCGUUAAAUAUCAUGGUUAAAUAUGUAAUAAACUGUUGAGGGUGUUAUAUUGUACAGCCAUAUUUUCAAAUAUACUGUACUGUACUGUACAGUACUUGAACAAGCAAAUUUACUGUACUGUGCUACAGCAGCUGUCCAGUCAUGCCUAUGUGAUAAAAAACGAUAUAAACUUUAUAAACAUAAGAUAAUCUAAAACGUAACAGAAUGGCGAACAUGCAGAUUCAACCAUCUCAAAUAAUAGUAGUGUUGGGAUAGUAGCGUUGCAGACUGCAGAGGAGAGUGGGAAGUAAGGCUCCCUCAUGCACCACCCCAUGGAAAACCUGCACCCCUCCUUGCAGAUGAUCCUAGAGCUGCCUUAAUUUAUAUGGCGCAUAGCAAUAGUGGAGUACAGUCACUAGACAGCAAUGACUGUUUAAUUGCACAAAACUCUCUGCACGGAAAUAAAUACCACACAUUUACCGAAACUUUUAUUUUGUAAUUUGUAUUAUUUUUCAGAGGGCUGUUUAUCAUAGAUGACAAAGGAGUUCUCAGGCAGAUUACAAUGAAUGAUUUACCAGUAAGUGUAGAGUUAAUUUGAUUUGUUUUUUUGCGCGUGUACGUUACUUUAUUCUGCCUUAGUUCGGAAAAAAAUCUGGCCACAAUUGAAACUGACAUACAAUCGAAUAUUCUACUGCACAAAAUCUUAAUAUUUUGCAAAUAUGCAAAGCAGCUCUCUUUGGCACUUAAUCUAUUCAAGGCUUUCUAUUACACGGAAAUUUCGUGUAAUCGUAGAAAGUCGUAUCGGAUGACUGAUUGAAAUGCUACGAGAGUUACUGUAGUCUGUAACUCAUCACUGUACUGUAAUUAGGCACAUCAAAUUGUUCGGAAUUGGAUGUAAACAAGCAUUAUAUUGAUAUUUAUGACUAUAGGGUUCAUUUCCAGUUUUGCUGGCAAAUAAUAGAACAAUCACCUUCUUACAUUUUAAAGACAAUUAUGUACUAUUUUAAAAAAAUGGGGCAAGUUUGCUCAUAUGACCCAUGUGCUAAACAAAGAUUUACUGUAAAUGAAUUUUGUAGUUGAAUAAUAGUCUAAAAUAGUAUAUAAAAGAAAAAAGUAAGUUUGCAUUCAAUGAAUCAUCGAAAAUGUUUGUAUCAACUUGUUUGGAUUCAGGAAAUGGAUUCUUUGAGCAUAUACCUGAUAUCUUAUAUUCACAAGUCAUUCUAAGCUAAGUUUAGCAGUAUUUGACAAAGUCUAUACCGUAUACAAUAUUAUAUGAGUGUAUACUUGGGGUACAUGUACUGUACACGUGAUGAUUGAAACUCGAAGGCAGGAUUCAAUUGUAUAAUUUUUUCAUGAACAUAAUCAUACAGUACAGUAUAUAUAAUAUGAUAAGAUCACUUAUACCAGGAUGAUUUUAAUGACAUCCCUAAUACUGUAUACAGUAGCUGUAUGACAAGAUUUUUACUGAUGAAAUAUAUCUUAUAUUAGCUGCUAUAUCGCUACCUGCUAUACUGAAGAGGUUAACUCUAAAUUUAAAAAAAAACACACUUAGUUGAAUGACAGUACUCUUUGUAAACGUCUAAAGUUACUGCAUGGCCAACUCCGAAAAUCAUGUCUAGAGUUAUUUAAGGCAGGAAUCGAACCUACGGCCCUGCGAUUCUGGUGCAGCGCUCUAACCAACUCAGCUACAGAGAAACAGUUGACGAGCAUUAACCGAAAUAAUUUCACCGUCCAUUUAAAUAGUUUAUUUUCUGAGAAUCUAUCCAGCAUCGCUCUCAUUCAGUGAUGUUUGAUACCACCUAUUACCUGAUGAUACCACCUAUUAUAUCUGAUGUUUUGAUACCACCUAUUACCAGUGGCGUUACGUUCACACGAAAUGCAUUUUAUUUGUUCUACGCAAGCGUAACUAUGCAGAAACAGAAGGAAAUUGGCAAUAAAAAGUAGCAACAGUAUCCUAGAAUUUGCUCUCCAAUUCGAUGUUAUACGGUGUUGAUAUCUCUAACAGAGUGGUCGUUUGUAGUUGUUCUGACUUCAAAACCAAUCUUUUCUUUACCCGUGUUGGGAUCUUUUUAGUAACUGUUCCCAGUGCUUCCUACAUCCCCCAUCCUUACGAUUCUUCAUAUUUUACCAUUUAUUCUUGUUUCUUCUGCACAAACUCUGUUAUCACUCUCGAUUAUGUCCACAAUUUUACAAAUCCUAUCCUGACAGUUACAUAUGUCGCACCGUAUAUUUAAUAUAUGUCGUUACCAUACUUACCCGUGUGGAUGGUUAGGUGCAGACGUGGUCAGCUAUUGCUAUUUAGGGAUUUGGGGUGUACUUCGAUUCAGGUCAGAAUCACGUGAACAUAUCCAUUCAGGACUUGAACCACACCAAACUAAAUUUUCGGCGCAAAUGACAUAAAAACCAAAAGUCAGCCGUUGGCUUCAAAAUUUAGCUUCGUCUCUAAGCAGAGUUCUACUCCAAUUGGUUAUGAGUUAGCUAAUGCCUGCGAGUCUGCUUCGCGCUCUCUAUAUCCUAUACUCUUUGGGCAUAAGUCAUGCCCAGACUAUGCGGGAAUCCUAUGACAUUAAUCUUGGUUACUAUGUAACCUCAUUUAACUUCAUCUUACCAUUAUACAAUUAUACAUUACCAUUAUACAAUUUGUCUUACUUUUUAUCCAUAUCUUCAUUCUUUCAGAAUGUGUUUUCUAUAUUAUUAUUGUUAUGAUUAUACUAUUUUAGUUUUGAAAGCAUUUUAAAGCAUAUUUUUGCGUCAUCAGGUCGGUCGUUCAGUCGACGAGACGUUGCGGUUGGUCCAGGCGUUCCAAUAUACGGAUAAGCACGGCGAGGUGUGUCCCGCUGGCUGGAAGCCUGGGGCAGAUACUAUUGUACCUGAUCCCAAGGAGAAACUGGACUAUUUCACGAAGCACGACGAGGAAGGACCCGAUUCUCCUCCGAGUGAAGAGUUGUGAUCGGUGUCUUCCGACGAUCUCGCUGAUCUCAAAACUAGAACUGGACUGACUUUUUAAGUCAGCCUUUUAAUGUCUAGGAAUUUCAAGAUUUUUACUCAAAAUUUUUAACUAUGAUUCAUAUAUUUUAUGAAGUAUACUCGGAAUAAUAGCAUUUUGUGAUAACGCAG